Messenger RNA from Stegastes partitus (bicolor damselfish), 2609 nucleotides. RefSeq names its product AU RNA binding protein/enoyl-CoA hydratase (gene auh). The transcript is spliced from 10 exons. Gene Ontology annotation, cellular component: mitochondrion. Gene Ontology annotation, molecular function: enoyl-CoA hydratase activity. Gene Ontology annotation, biological process: fatty acid beta-oxidation. The record is from RefSeq and is a predicted model, not a curated record. The coding region runs from base 355 to 1320 and encodes 321 amino acids. Lineage: Eukaryota; Metazoa; Chordata; Actinopteri; Pomacentridae.
UUAAACACAUUCAACACAACACUGUGGGACUUUAAAACAAUGAGAGUCUAAAAUAACAGAUGCAUUGACCUGGAGGUCCUUGUAUCCUGUCUUAUGUGGCAGUACAUACAGUUUCCUCUCAAUAUAAACUGACACUUAUUCUCCUUAAAACAUUAGGAGAGCUACAAAUUGAUCAUAGAUUUAAAAAAUUGUAGCUUUGUCAAGGUAGUCUUAUCAUUUGCUCUAAAUUUAUAACAAAAGACACGAGGAUGAAAUGACUAGAAUUCUGUGAGACUGGAAAUAAAGCAGGUCACGUGGUCCCAGAACGUGAUCAGGUUCAAAGUUGAAAGUCAAGCAGCACUGCGACUAAGCGGCAUGGCGGCGCUGCUGGGACGUGUGGCCCUCCUCCAGGCCUUCCAAGCGCGGACAGCGGCUCGGAACGGCUCGUGCAGAUCGGCAGCUGCACUUUUCUGCUUCAGACACUCCGGUAAAGUGUCGGGCGGACCCGGAGCACCCACACGACCGUACAGCUCCGACCUGAAGGAUGACCUGCGCGUCAGGUACCUGGACGGAGACGACGCUGGUAUCGUUGUUAUUGGGAUGAACCGUCCCAAAGCCAAAAAUGCCAUCAGCAGAAAUCUUGUCAACAUGAUGUUUGACGCUGUGGAGGACAUCAAGAAGAAUAACAAAGUGCGCAGUGUCAUCAUUUGCAGUUUGGUUCCUGGUAUCUUCUGUGCAGGUGCAGACCUGAAGGAGAGAGCCAAAAUGGAAAAGAGUGAAGUGGGUGCGUUUGUAUCAAAAGCAAGAGGCCUCAUCACAGAGCUGGGUAACCUGCCAGUACCAACAAUUGCUGCUAUUGAUGGAGCUGCCUUAGGAGGAGGCCUGGAAAUGGCCCUUGCUUGUGACAUCAGAAUUUCCUCAAAUACAGCGAAAAUGGGACUUGUUGAGACUAGACUCGCAAUUAUUCCUGGAGGCGGUGGCACACAGCGUCUCCCUAGGGUGAUUGGUGUGUCUCUUGCUAAGGAGCUCAUUUUUGCUGCCCGGGUAGUGGAUGGAACAGAGGCUUACCGCCUGAAACUUGUCAGUCAUUCUGUGGAACAGAAUAAAAGUGGCGAUGCUGCCUACCUACGGGCUUUAGAACUUGCCCGUGAGAUCAACCCUCAGGGUCCAAUUGCAAUAAGGAUGGCAAAAUUGGCUGUCAACCAGGGGAUAGAGGUGGAUUUAGCUACGGGUCUGGCAAUUGAAGAGGCAUGCUAUGCCCAGGUGAUACCAACUAAAGAUCGACUGGAAGGUUUGGCUGCCUUCAAGGAGAAGAGACGUCCUCACUACAAGGGGGAGUGAGGUCAUAAUCAUUCCUUAAAACAAUCAAAGUUCUGCCUUCAGGUCUUCUACUGUUCCUCUGCUUCCAACAUAUUUAUGGGUGAAACUGUACACAAUAACACAUUAACCUGUACAGUACCCAGAGGACGUCUGUUUAACAGCAGGACAUUGGGGUUCAUCGUGGCUGGUGUUUUUGCCAUUGACGAAGUGUAAAGUACUUGAUGGGUGUGCUAACUAACUGCUUUAGGAUUUGCAGAAGCCAAGCAAACUAACCAAGCACUGGCCACUGCCUAAAAUAUGUAAACAUCAACAAAAUCCAAAACACUAAUUCUUUCAAAUGGUUAAUGCUAUCUGAUAGUCACUAACAAAAGCCUCCUUCAGUCAUGAGCCAAUCCUAGAGUUAUUGAAAUUUCUAUAAAGCUCUGUGAAUCCUGUAUAUGGAUGAUGCAUCAAAAGGUUUAUUGCUUUUUUAAACAUUUUAAUGGAAAUGUGCUCCUGUGUUCAGAAGUCACGAGAGGUAUGUGCAUGAAAUCUUAACACAAUUUUUGGGUGACUGCGUUGGAAGAAGAAUUAGUAUGUUUUUUUUUCCAUAGCUACAUUUGUCUGCAGUGCAGUUGGAAAGGUGUGUAGAUUUGGGGGUUUGAAUAACUCUUUUUACACAUCUGUUGGAAGUGUUAUCAAUAAAUAUAUUUGCAAAAAAAUCAAGUGUAUAUGUUCAGUGAGGCUGACCUCAAAAACACUCUAAAAAUGUAGAUUAUCCUUUGAAUUACAUCAUUUAAUUUUUACUGACAUACGGUGAAGCCAUGAUCUUAAGAAAGACAACUUUAGAAAACAAGCUCUGACAAAUAACUCAAAUAAGUUAUCGUACCAUCAUUUCCCCAGAGCGUUCAACCACACUGUACAGCUUUCAACAGUGGAUAGUGCUCGUUCAGUUGGCACUUGAUGGUUAAUUUGCUCAUGCUAAAAGACUCACCACUAAUACAGAUCAUUACAUUUAAUCAGAAAGCUCCAAACUCAUGCACUUCAAAAAAAAAAAGAAAAUGUGAUCUUACAGGACUUCAGAAACUUUAUGCUUUUCAAAAUAUGAGCCAGUCAAGCUGUAUCCACACAGAUAGCAGAGGCCAUUGUUGUGAGUCAUUUGAAUUACAUUUCUCUGAGUUGCCUUUUCUUCUGUAUGAUGUGUUGUAGUCUUCACUGAUGCUUUUGUAAGCCAGUAUCAAGACUCAAACGGCUUUUGUGAAACUGUUGAAUGAAUCAGUAAGUGAACUGAGGCCAUGUCACACAGCUAAAUAAAAAUGCUGUCACAGAAA